Leucoraja erinaceus (little skate) is the source of this 4455-nucleotide messenger RNA. RefSeq names its product bactericidal permeability-increasing protein-like. NCBI's taxonomy places the organism in Eukaryota, Metazoa, Chordata, Chondrichthyes, Rajiformes, Rajidae. The transcript is spliced from 16 exons. Bases 1154 to 2569 code for a protein of 471 amino acids. The record is from RefSeq and is a predicted model, not a curated record. Gene Ontology annotation, molecular function: lipid binding.
UGCUUAACAUAAAGUGUCAGAGUAAUUCACCUGCUCGGGCAGCAUCUGUGGGUGGAAUGGAUAGUUGAUAUUUUGGGUCAAGACCUUUCUUCAGACUCUUUGCUGUUCAGUGCUGAUUCAUGAAAGCCUGUCAAAGCAAGAAAGGAUUGAAAUGCACCAUUAAAGACAUAUCAUUCAUAUGCAUCGCAGCUUGUUAUUGCAACUGCUCUGCCCAAGACUGCAAGAAAUUGCGGAGAGCAGUGGAUACAAUCUAAUACGCAAACCAGCAUUGCACCUGCACUUGAGGGGAACCAAUACUCUGGUGGGCAGGUAUGCCAUUGCUAUGUAGGAAGUUUUAGGAAGGUUUUUACUGUAUUUUCGUACGUGGUAUUAAUAAACCAAUACCAGUAAUCAGUUCUAAUAUGUCGUUAUGACCCAGUAUUGAAUGGUAUUUGAUAAUGGUCCUGCAAAGUCCAUUGGCAAGAUUUUCAAGGUUAAAACUGAUAUAUUGAUAACAGUGUUUAACUGUAGUUAAUCAUUAUGUUUGUCAUUUGUUGAAUUUUAAAAGUGAAGGAGUUGCUUGCAAGCUGGUGCAUUUAUAUUCUCAAAAUCAUUUCCGGUGGAGCAUUGAGUUUACAUAUUAACACCCAGGAAGAACACUACAUGCAAGAUUAACAACUGUGUUCUUAUAUAUAGUGGGCAUUUGAUGGUUGCAUCCUUGGAUUAAGAUUAAUUAUAAAAAAAAUAGUUGAUUGGAUUAUUUGGAAGUCGCUUAAAUCUUUUCCUUCAGAGAUUCAUCUUGUCAAGUCCACACACAAGAUUUGUUCAGCCAGAGCUGAACACAAUUUCUCAGCAUCUGCAUACAAUAAUGUCUGUCUUGCGCUUCUUGUGCAUGGUGGUAGAAAGAUUGGUGGAAAGAUUGGUGGCCGCGACGUGAACACUCUUUCCUAGACCUCUCAUUUGGUGAUGAUUGAGUUAAAAGCAGUGUGGUCAUCGAGUGGUGUCUGCUCUCAGGUUCAUUUGAAAUUACUUCCUGUUUCUGUUGAAAUGAAAUAAAAAUGCUUUGAUGAAGUAUUUUUUGCUUUCAAAACUAACCGACUAUAAUUGAAUCAAGCGAUACUGUGCCUUUAGAGAAGCAACUUUGUUGUGCUGAUCCAAACUUAACACAAGAAAGAUGUAUCUGUCCGUCUGUGUCGUGUUUAUUCUGAUUGGAACUACACUUGGAAAGAAGAAUGACCUCAAUCCUGGAAUACAAACCAAAAUCACACAAAAAGGUUUAGAAUAUGGUAAACAAGUUGCCCUCAGUUUUGCUGAGCAGAAGAUUCAGGAGUUUCCCUUGCCAGAAAUAAGUGGGACAAUAUCCACGUUUGGCUUAAAAUACCACAUCACUGGAAUGAGGGUUAGACGUUUUGGCUUGCCUGUCUCCGAUGUCGGAUUAAUCCCCAACACUGGUUUCAAGUCUUCAGUGGAAAAAGCCUAUAUUGGCAUUAGUGGAAACUGGCAUACGAUAUUUGGACUGAUACACGAUGGAGGAACCUUUGAUCUGAAUAUUAAUGAUCUUUCAGCAGCAUUUAUUGUUGGUGUUUCACUGGACAGUUCUCGACCGAUGAUAACCUACAACAACUGUGUUGCGACAUUAGGAGAUCUUGACCUCAAAAUGUAUGGAGGGGGCAGUUGGUUUUACAAGAUGUUCCUUGGUAAAGUGAAAGAUCUGAUUCGACAAAUUAUUCCCAAGCAGCUAUGUUCUGAAUUUAGAAAUAGAGUUGGAAAGCUUGAAGAUGUCAUCCAGACUCUGAGAGUUUCAUGGCAAUUGGACAAAUAUGUAGAAUUUGAUUAUUCUUUGGUUGGAGAACCAGAGAUCACAACUGAUUUCAUUGAUUUCCCCAUAAAGGGAGAAUUAUAUGAUGUUCAACAUCACACGGAGGCUCCGUUUACUGCGCAAUUGUUUAAUCUCUCAAACAUCACAAAUCAAAUGUUAGUCGUUGGACUGUCUGAAUACUCUGUUAACACUGGAGGCUUUGCAUACUUUGUUGCUGGAGCAUUGCAAUUCAAUAUCACAAAUGACAUGAUUCCAAAAGAUAUACCAUUUCAGUUGAACACAUCCAGUUUGAAUUUUCUGUUACCUGAGGUUGCAAAGGAGUACCCCAACUUACUGAUGAAAGUUGUGAUGAGUGCUACAAAACAACCAAUUGUGAAGCUUGUUCCAGGAAAAUUCUCUUCUGAUGUAUUUACUGCAGCCGAAGUAUUUGUAAUCUUGCCGAACAAUUCCUUAGCAGAGCUAUUCCUUUUGGGUAUUACAGCCAGUGUGAGUGGGCAGGUGUACACUUCAUAUGGAAAACUACAUGGAUCAGUAUCUCUCAGCAGUGUGGACUUGGUAUUGGAAGAGUCUAAAGUGGGAACCAUUCCAGUAAACCAAAUGGAAACAGUUUUGAAAUUGGGGCUACAGAAGAUUGUGAUUCCGAAAAUAAAUGCAAAACUGAAGAAGGGACUCCCAAUACCAAAAAUAGACAAGAUAGCAUUGAUUAAUCCAAUCAUUGAAAUUGACCAGGGUUCAAUACUCUUCGCAACUGAUAUACAGUAUGGAAAUUGAAAGCUAAUUUACCGCCAUAUUACAUACCAAACUGCUAAAAUUGACUAAAUUAAUCCAGUUACCCAGAUAACACUUACUUAUUUCUUAAUCCUUCCUUUAAAUGGCAAUAUAAACCAACAUAAUUUAACUGUAAAACAAAGCCUAAAGAUGUGUUGUCCGACAAAUGCUUAGAAGUUAAUCGUACCAACUUUCUACGUCAGUACAUGUGAAAAUGAACGGAUGCGGCAAGUUGCUGGUGUACGAGAUUCAAUCUCAGAGUUAAAGACUGAAGAAUAAUGGUGUAGUGACAAAUGGGUUAGUUAGGGAAAUAUUUCUCUGUUCAUAUAUGCAUGUGCUUUUGCUUCAUGUCAGUGUAAAAUCUAGCCUGCUUCUGAAUAUUAUUAUAACCAUCUACCUUGACAUUCAAUGGCAUUAUCAUCAUCAUGUUUGCCACUGUCAACAUCAUUUGGAUCAUUCACAUUAGUAUCUUGCCUGCAAGUGCAGGUCAUCCUCUAGCGAACACCUCCUGGCAUCCCAAAGCCUGUUUGUCAGGAGUGAGACUAGCUACUCUUCACUUGCCUAGACGUCCAGGACAACAGAGCCUAUUGAAUGGGAAUUCCAUCUGCCAUCUGUACAUGAUGACUGCAGUACCCACCUUUUAACAAAAUAACAACAAAUAUAUUGCAGUUACUCACCUCAACUACUUUAUUAGCAUUUCCCAAAUCCAUGAUGUACAAAGACAGCAGAUACUUGCAAGAUCUCCUCCAAAUCACACACUAUCCUGAUUUAGAAAUAUGUUGCCAGUCCUUCAUCAUCACUGGGUCUAGAUUUUGGAUCUCCUUGUAGCACAUUUGGCAAAUCUACACCAAAAGGACAAACACAGUUUAAGGCAGCAGCGCAGAAUUACCUUCUGAAGGGAAUUUAGGAAUGGUGAAGAAAUGCCAGUGACUCUCGGAUCUGAAAAUAAAUGAAUAAAUAAAGUGGCAAAGUGAUGCAGCAAGCAGAAUUGCAGCAUCAAAUGACUUGCACGAGUCCUGAUCUCUGGUGCUGUCUGUUUGGAGAGCAUAUGUUCUCCCUGUUUCCAUGUGGAUUUCCUCCAGAUGUUAGUUUCCUCCCAAUUCCCAGAGACAGGAAUGGGACAGCAUGGUGGCACAGUGGCAGAUUUGCUGCCUUACAAUGGCAGAGACCCAGGUUCAUUCCUGAUGACGGGUGCUGUCUGUGCGGAGUUUGUGCAUUCUCCCUGUGACCUGUAUGUGUUGUCUCUGGGUGCUCCGAUUUUCUCCCACACUACAAAAACAUACAGGUUUGUAGGUAGACAAAAGUGCUGGAGAAACUCAGCGGGUGAGGCAGCAUCUAUGGAGCGAAGGAAAUAGGCAACGUUUCGGGCCAAAACCCUUCUUCAGACUGAUGUGUGUGGGAGGGGGGGGGGGAGGAAGAGGAGAAGCCAGAGGGCUGAGGGAGAGCUGAGAAGGGGAGGAGACAGCAAGGGCUACCGGAAAUUGGAGAAGUCAAUGUUUAAACCGCUGGGGUGCAGACUACCCAAUCGGAAUAUGAGGUGCUGCUCCUCCAAUUUCCAGCGGUGCUCACUCAGGCCAUGGAGGAGGCCCAGGACAUAAUAGUUGGAUUUGGAAUGGGAGGGGGAGUUGAAGUGCUGAGCCACAGGGAGAUCAGGUUGGUUAAUGCAGACUGAGCUGAGGUGUUCGGCGAAACGAUCGCCAAGCCUACGCUUGGUCUCACCAAUGUAGAUCAGCUGACAUCUAGAGCAGCGGAUGCAAUAGAUGAGGUUGGAGGAGGUGCAGGUGAACCUCUGUCGCACCUGGAAUGACUGCUUGGGUCCUUGAAUGGAGUCGAAGGGGAAGGUAAAGCGACAAGUGUAGCAUCUCCUGCAAUUGCAAGGGAAAGUGCCC